AUGACGGUGACUCAGCUCAUGGGAAAGAAAUGUCUGAGCGGAGGAGCAAAACCAGACAGCAGCCAGGAUCACAUCAGACUUCUAGGUAAGCAGGUUGUUCAGGGAGGAGAUGGCGAGGUUGGGAAGCUCAAGCCCAGUUUUGGAAACAAAGGAGACAGCAUUGGGCAGCUGGGCAGCCUGUGUUUCAACAGUGACACCAAGUGGCAGCAACAGCUACAGGGCCAGCGGAAGACCAUUAGACUCCAGGUUACAUCUGACGGAAAACCAAAAAUUGUUGAUAUCAUUGACACAACAGGAAGUGGUGAUGUGAAUACUUGUACGGUAGUAGAGCCAAAAGAUGGUGAAAUUAUUGGCCUUUCGGGAAGAGUGCUUAAGAUUCCUGCGAGCUGGACAAAUCCCUCAGGCACAUAUCAUAUUGGCAUAAAAAAUGGAUACGACUUCUAUCCGAAGGCUCUCAAGGAAAGGAUACAGAAAGAACGGAAGGAAAAAAUUUGGGACCCUGUUCACAGAGUGGCUCUGGCAGAAGCUUGUAGAAAACAGGAAGAAUUUGAUGUUGCCAACAAUUGCCCUUCUCAAGUAAAUAAACUGAUCAAGGAGGAGCUUCAGAGUCAAGUGGAAUUGCUGAAUUCUUUUGAGAAAAAGUAUAGUGAUCCUGGCCCUGUAUAUGACUGUUUGGUAUGGCAUGAUGGUGAAGUCUGGAGAGCCUGCAUUGAUUCUAAUGAAGACGGGGACUUGAGUAAAUCUACUGUAUUGAGAAACUACAAAGAAGCCCAAGAAUAUAGCUCUUUUGGCACAGCUGAGAUGUUGAAUUACUCCGUUAAUAUAUAUGAUGAUGGAAACCUGCUCUCUAUUGUGACCAGUGGAGGAGCUCAUGGAACACAUGUAGCUAGUAUAGCUGCUGGGCAUUUUCCAGAAGAACCUGAACGGAAUGGUGUAGCUCCUGGUGCCCAAAUUCUUUCAAUCAAGAUUGGUGAUACAAGAUUGAGCACAAUGGAAACAGGCACAGGCCUUAUAAGAGCUAUGAUAGAAGUUAUAAAUCAUAAGUGUGAUCUUGUCAACUACAGCUAUGGAGAAGCAACUCACUGGCCAAAUUCUGGGAGAAUUUGUGAAGUAAUUAAUGAAGCAGUGUGGAAGCAUAAUAUAAUUUAUGUUUCAAGUGCUGGAAAUAAUGGUCCAUGCCUUUCUACAGUUGGUUGUCCAGGUGGAACUACAUCAAGUGUAAUAGGUGUCGGUGCUUAUGUUUCACCCGAUAUGAUGGUUGCCGAGUAUUCUCUGAGAGAAAAAUUACCCGCCAAUCAAUAUACGUGGUCUUCUAGAGGCCCCAGUGCUGAUGGGGCCCUUGGAGUAAGUAUCAGUGCACCAGGAGGAGCCAUUGCUUCUGUUCCUAACUGGACACUGAGAGGAACGCAGCUAAUGAAUGGGACAUCCAUGUCUUCUCCCAAUGCAUGUGGAGGCAUUGCCCUGAUACUAUCAGGUCUGAAAGCUAAUAAUGUUAACUACACAGUUCAUUCAGUGAGAAGAGCUCUAGAGAACACUGCAGUGAAGGCUGAUAAUAUAGAAGUAUUUGCGCAAGGGCAUGGUAUUAUUCAGGUUGAUAAAGCGUAUGACUACCUCGUUCAGAAUACAUCAUUUGCUAAUAAAUUAGGUUUCACUGUUACCGUUGGAAAUAACCGUGGCAUCUACCUCCGAGAUCCUGUUCAGGUGGCAGCACCUUCAGAUCAUGGUGUUGGUAUUGAACCUGUAUUUCCAGAAAAUACUGAAAACGCCGAAAAAAUAUCCCUUCAGCUUCAUUUAGCUUUAACUUCAAACUCAUCUUGGGUGCAGUGUCCUAGCCAUUUGGAACUCAUGAAUCAAUGUAGACACAUAAACAUACGUGUGGACCCCAGGGGCUUAAGAGAAGGAUUACAUUACACAGAGGUAUGUGGCUAUGAUACAGCAUCCCCUAAUGCAGGCCCUUUGUUCAGAGUUCCAGUCACCGCAGUUAUAGCAGCAAAAGUAAAUGAAUCAUCACAUUAUGAUCUAGCCUUUACAGAUGUACAUUUUAAACCUGGUCAAAUUCGAAGGCAUUUUAUUGAGGUUCCUGAGGGUGCAACAUGGGCUGAAGUUACAGUGUGUUCUUGUUCUUCUGAGGUGUCUGCCAAGUUUGUUCUUCAUGCAGUACAGCUUGUGAAGCAGAGAGCAUACCGAAGCCAUGAAUUCUAUAAGUUUUGUUCCCUUCCAGAAAAAGGAACACUGACUGAGGCUUUUCCUGUCUUAAGUGGGAAAGCAAUUGAAUUUUGCAUUGCUCGUUGGUGGGCAAGUCUUAGUGACGUCAAUAUUGAUUACACCAUUUCUUUCCAUGGGAUUGUGUGUACUGCUCCUCAGUUAAACAUUCAUGCAUCAGAAGGAAUCAACCGUUUUGAUGUUCAGUCCUCCUUGAAAUAUGAAGAUCUGGCUCCCUGCAUAACUUUGAAGAGCUGGGUGCAAACACUACGGCCACUCAGUGCGAAAACAAAACCUUUAGGAUCAAGAGAUGUUUUGCCAAAUAAUCGUCAACUUUAUGAGAUGAUUCUUACCUAUAACUUCCAUCAACCCAAGAGUGGGGAAGUAACUCCUAGCUGCCCACUACUUUGUGAAUUAUUAUAUGAAUCAGAAUUUGACAGCCAACUCUGGAUCAUAUUUGACCAGAAUAAAAGACAGAUGGGUUCAGGAGAUGCCUAUCCACAUCAGUAUUCUUUGAAACUGGAGAAAGGAGAUUAUACAAUUCGACUACAGAUUCGUCAUGAGCAAAUCAGUGAUUUGGAACGUCUUAAAGAUCUUCCAUUUAUUGUUUCUCAUAGGUUGUCUAAUACCUUGAGCUUAGAUAUUCAUGAAAAUCAUAGCCUUGCACUUCUAGGAAAGAAGAAAUCGAGUAAUUUGACACUGCCACCCAAAUAUAACCAGCCAUUCUUUGUUACUUCCCUACCUGAUGACAAAAUACCUAAAGGGGCAGGACCUGGAUGUUAUCUUGCAGGAUCCUUAACAUUGUCAAAGACUGAACUUGGAAAGAAAGCUGGGCAGUCUGCAGCAAAACGACAAGGAAAAUUUAAAAAGGAUGUAAUCCCUGUUCAUUACUACCUAAUACCUCCACCAACAAAGACUAAGAAUGGCAGCAAAGAUAAAGAAAAAGAUUUAGAAAAAGAGAAAGAUUUCAAAGAAGAAUUUACUGAAGCAUUACGAGACCUUAAAAUUCAGUGGAUGACAAAGCUGGAUUCUAGUGACAUUUAUAAUGAGUUGAAAGAAACAUAUCCUAAUUAUCUUCCUCUGUAUGUUGCACGACUUCAUCAGUUGGAUGCUGAAAAGGAACGAAUGAAAAGACUUAAUGAAAUUGUUGAAGCUGCAGAUUCUGUUAUUUCUCAUAUAGAUCAAACGGCACUAGCAGUUUAUAUUGCUAUGAAGACUGACCCCAGGCCCGAUGCAGCUACUAUAAAAAAUGACAUGGACAAACAAAAGUCCACCCUCGUAGACGCCCUGUGUAGGAAAGGGUGUGCCCUGGCUGACCAUCUUCUUCAAGCACGGGAUCAGGACGGGGCCGUUGCAAGUGAUGCAGAGGAAAGAGAAGAGGAAGGAGAAAGUACUUUGGAUUGUCUGACGGAGACUUUUUGGGAAACUACAAAAUGGACUGAUCUUUUUGACAAUAAGGUUUUGACAUUUGCAUACAAGCAUGCAUUAGUAAAUAAAAUGUACGGGAGAGGCCUUAAAUUUGCAACUAAACUUGUGGAAGAAAAACCAACAAAAGAAAACUGGAAAAAUUGUAUUCAACUGAUGAAGUUACUUGGAUGGACCCAUUGUGCAUCUUUUACUGAAAACUGGCUCCCCAUCAUGUAUCCUCCUGAUUAUUGUGUAUUCUAAAAUGGGAACCAAGACUUGAAAUUUUAAAACAGAAAGUUUUAUAGUGAAUGAAUAUAAAAACAAAUUUGUGGCAUUUUUAGUCUAAUGCAUGUUUUCAUCAACUAUGAAAUACUGAUUAUUAAAAUGAUGUGUAUUUAUCAGAGGCUUUGCUGGCGUGUGGCUUAAUACAUGUAAAUCUAGACCUCUGACAUCAUGGUGUGUUCUUAAUGCCUCACAUUGCUGGCACUGGGCUGUGCCCUGACUGCCAGCACCAAGGACGUUCAGUUGGGUUGCAGCUACUACAUGCAUGAUAGGUUUCGAACAGUAACUUUUAACUGCAAACCUGUAAAAUUCUAUUUUUUAUUUUAUAAAUGAAAAGGGUUUUAACAUGCUCGACUUUAAUUUUUUUCAAUUGUAUGAAGGCCUUAAAAAAGCUACAUUAAGGGUAGCUAAAAUUAUUUAUUGGACUAAAAAGUAACAGAACUUCACUUUUAGAUGUUGGGGUUUUUUGUUGGUUUUUUUUUUUUUUUGCGCAAACGUUUACAUUCAAUUAAGGGGGGAAAUUAAAGGGACACAAAUAAAUGUGUGGCAAUUGCUGGAACAGAACUGCUUCUAUAAAUCUUCAUCUUGGAGUAAUUUCAGGCCAAUCAUUUUUAACAUCCUCUUGACGUGCAGAGCAUCAGAAUGAAUUAAUAAUACAUGUAUAAGUGCCAGACAGCUAAAUCUUUAUCAGGUAUUGUAAAGAUACACUUAUGGUAUGUUUAUUGAAGUUGAAAUAAUGUAAACUCAUAAAUAAAUGUGCAAAACCAAGAUUACAGUACACCAUAUACACUCUGAUACCUUAAUUUUUUAAUAAAUAAUAAAAGUGAAUAUUGAAGCUUCUUAAA
Messenger RNA from Miniopterus natalensis, 4736 nucleotides. NCBI's taxonomy places the organism in Eukaryota, Metazoa, Chordata, Mammalia, Chiroptera, Miniopteridae. The record is from RefSeq and is a predicted model, not a curated record.